AUGUACCCAAACACAACUGCCUUCCAAGGGCCCGCGCAAGGUCAAUCUCCCCUGCAGCAAACCCUGGUUCAGCUGUGGGCAAAACCUUCUAAAAAUCUAUCUCAUGUCCCUUGUAAAUUCUUUCGUCAAGGUGCUUGCCAGGCUGGAAACUCCUGUCCAUUCUCCCACUCGAUGGAUCUUCAUUCGCCAACCACUAUGAAUCCUUGCAAGUACUUCCAGAAAGGCAAUUGUAAGUUCGGGUUGAAGUGUGCUCUAGUACAUGUGAUGGCUGACGGAAGAAAAGUUCAUACUCGGGCGUUUGCACAAUAUCAAAAGGACCAGAACCAGCCAGUAUCAUCAGCAGCACAGAUACAGCAUCCAGGAAUAUCUCAUGUUGAUACUCAACAAAUUCAAAUCCCAUCACAAACAACAAAAUUUGGCCAUUCUGCUUCUUCCUCAAUAUCCGCCAACAAUAACAUUGGAUCCAGUAAUGUUUCGAGCCCAUUGAUAUCAUCUUUUCCACAUCAAGCCACUAAUCAAAACCAUUACUUUAAUAAUAACCAGCCGCAAUCUGGUCCCGCAUCCAGUGAGCAACAAUUCCUAAGCUAUCCUAACACUUGGUCUCAGAAUAGCAACCACCAGACUAAUGAGGACCAUUACCCUUUGAAUUCUUCAAAUGAGUUGAUGGAUAAAAUAGGGAAUACAUACGCCGGAAGUAAUAAUAUUGGAAGUUUUGGUACCAUUAGGACUUUACAAGAGUCUAAUGGCUUUGAAAGCUCAUCCCAUGGUGUUAAUGAAGCUGCCAAAGCAAAUGAUACUGUGUCUAACUUGGAAACUAAAAACGAAGAAGCAGAGGAAAAUGAUGACGAUGAUUUAAAGUUUGAAGAAGAUUAUGUUCCAUCAAGCUUAAUGGAUUUGCUAAGCUCACAAGAGCUAAAGCGGAAAAUUGCCAAAAAUGAGAACACUGAUGAAGUCAACAAUCGUAUAAAUGGUAGUGCCUUCGAGUCCAAUAUCAUUAGUAAUGAUAAUACGUUUAAUACUAAUGCUUCUAAUAUUAUUGUUGGUGAUGGUGAAAAUACUCUUGCUCCGGGAACCCCUUACCCAACCCAUACUCAUGACAGUGGGUUUAGUAAUUUGACGAGACAAAUCCAUAAAAACGGCUCUGUUUCCUCUACCUCUUUAUCAAUGGGUUCUGGUUCUGCCAACAAUAAUAAUUAUGUCACAACUAGUAACUCUAAUAGCAUUAGUACAAGCUCUUCUAAAAUCCCACUAUUUUCUCCUACUUCCAGUACAGGGUUCUCACCAGUGGCAGAAUUGAGCUCAUUAAGUUUCAAUGGUUCAAAGAAUGAUGUUUGGGGUAUUGGCAAUGGUGGAUUUGGGGGUGCGGCUAAUAACUCCAAUUCCAGCAAUAUUGUCUCUAAUACAAAUGGCCUUGUCAACAAUGGUGUUAAUAUCAACAGUGGAGAGCCCAGAUUUUCAACCAGACAUGCAUCGUUUGGCUCACUUUCUAAAGGAACCCCUCUGGACUCCUCAUCUUCUUUCCAACCACUUCCAUCGCAGUUUCUGCUGCAUCUGUAUCUGCUGGGACUUUUGAAUAACCCCAUCAAUUUGAAUGGAAAUGGUUACAAUGUUGAUAAUAAUGAAAUUAACAUUAGUCGAACGUUGACUAAUUCAAGCUUAUCGAGGGGCAACAGUUUUGGAAGGGAUUCUAGGUUCGGGGUAUGGGGAGUGAGUAACAAUACUAAUAAUGGGGGGAAUAUAAAUAGGGGAGCGGAUGAUUUGGUGGAUCGAACAUCUAGAUGGAGCGUUAGUGAAUGA
Molecule: messenger RNA, 1797 nt
Organism: Saccharomycopsis crataegensis
Lineage: Eukaryota; Fungi; Ascomycota; Saccharomycetes; Ascoideales; Saccharomycopsidaceae
Gene: LEE1
Product: Lee1p
Exons: 2
Coding region: 1-1797 (598 amino acids)
Biological process (GO): protein polyubiquitination
Molecular function (GO): metal ion binding; ubiquitin protein ligase activity
Source: RefSeq, a predicted model, not a curated record